Molecule: messenger RNA, 1803 nt
Organism: Salpingoeca rosetta
Lineage: Eukaryota; Choanoflagellata; Craspedida; Salpingoecidae
Exons: 12
Coding region: 32-1537 (501 amino acids)
Biological process (GO): proteolysis
Molecular function (GO): dipeptidyl-peptidase activity; serine-type exopeptidase activity
Source: RefSeq, a predicted model, not a curated record
UUUUCCACCAAAUUUCGCUUCGUUGCGGACGAUGAUGAUGAGCAGGAUGUUUGCUGUGGUGGUGCUAGCGGCACUGGCUGCUGCUGUUGGCGCUGGGGCAGCAGCUGCAGCGAGUGGGCCGUUUGGCGAUGGGCCAACACCCACCACUGCAAAUUGUACCCUCACAUGGUACAACCAGACGACGGAUCACUUCCAGUGGCGACCAUCUGGCACGGCGGAGGAGCCACUUACCUUCCAGCAGCGCGUGUUCAUCUGUGACCAGUACUGGGACAAGACAAACCCUGGCCCCAUCUUCUUCUACGCGGGCAACGAAGGCGACGUCGAGCUCUACGUCAACCACACCGGGCUGAUGUGGGAGAGCGCCCCCAUGUUCCGCGCGCUGCUGGUAUUUGCCGAGCAUCGCUUCUAUGGCAAGACACAGCUGACACCGGGCGCCAGCGGGCCCAGUGAGCACCAGUACAAGUACCUCACACACGAUCAGGCCAUGGCGGACUAUGCCCAUCUCCUGUAUCACUUGAAGCGCGACCGCAACUGUGAAUCCAGCAAGACCAUCGUCUUUGGAGGAUCAUAUGGUGGCAUGCUUGCUGCGUGGCUGCGCAUGAAGUAUCCCCAAACAUUUGACGGCGCCAUCGCGGCCUCUGCUCCAAUUCUCGCGUUCCCCGGUAUGACCCCGCCAUUCGACAGCAACGGCUACUGGCAGGUGGUGACGCGUGACGCCACGCCCGCUGCCGGCGCUGCGCCCGCGUGCGAGAACAACAUGCGCAACGCGUGGAAGGAGCUCUUUUCACGUGGAAAGACAGAGUCUGGCCGCAAAUCGCUGUCCACGCUGUUCCGCACGUGCUCGCCCGUGACGUCAGAGGAUGACACGUGGCGUCUGGCCAUGUUUCUGCUCCUCUCCAUCGACACGCUCGCCAUGGGCAACUAUCCUUACCCGAGCAACUACCUCACGGGCGGCGGGCCCAAGCUGCCGGCCUAUCCUGUGGUCGCGGCGUGCAAACCACUGGCGAAGAAGGACUUGAAGGGCGAUGCUCUGCUUUCCGCCCUCCGUGACGGCGCAGCCGUGUAUGCAAACGCAACACAAGACCUCACCUGCUUCGAUAUCCCAGACCAGAAGCACGUCGAGCAGGAUGGAAUCUGGGACUACCAGUGGUGCACGGAGCUGAUGCCGCAAGAGACGUACUUCUCGCUCAACGGAACAACAGACAUGUUCUGGGCACAGCCGCAGGACAUGGCGUUUGUUAGGGACCAUUGCCGCACCAAGUAUGGAAUUGUGCCACGCGAGGACUGGAUGGCGGUCAAAUACGGUGGCCUGAAUGCGCUGCCUGCUGCGUCCAACAUUGUGUUCUCCAACGGACUGCUGGACCCUUGGUCCUCCGGCGGCGUCAAACACAACAUCAGCGACAGCAUCACCGCCAUCAUCCUGCCCCACGGCGCACACCACAUCGACCUCUUCUUCACAAACCCGCAGGACACGUGGGACAUCACGUGGGCACGCAACUACCACCGCGCCCAGAUUGCAAAGUGGCUUGAUGGCUGACCGCACGCACACACACACACACACACACACAAUCUCUCCCUCUCUGCAUGCGUAUCUGAGUCUGGCUCCCUUCAACUCCAUGUGUGCUCUCUCUCCCUUUGAAGUACACCCAUGCUUUGACGUGUCACACACACACACAAACUGCACACAUGCACACUGUUUCUGGUGGUGGCAUGAUGAUAACGUGUCUAAUGGGUGUGAAGAAUCAAUGAGGAUCAACAACAUGGUCGCGCACGCAUGAAAAGGGGCAACAGCAACAACAACAA